AUGUCGUCUCCGGUGCCAGUGUUCUUCAUAUUCGCCAUCAUUCUCCUGGCGAUGGGGAUUGUGUGGUUUGUGACUCCAAAGGGCCCGAAUCAAACACUCAUCCGGACGAGCCUGAUGCUGACGCUUAUGUGCUGCUACCUGAUGUGGGCGGUGACUUACCUCGCGCAAGUAUAUCCGCUUGAGACACCACGGAAGGCAGUGGGCAAGGAGAUGUGA
Messenger RNA from Fomitopsis serialis, 216 nucleotides. Its product is annotated as ATPase, V0 complex, subunit E1/e2. Gene Ontology annotation, molecular function: proton-transporting ATPase activity, rotational mechanism. Gene Ontology annotation, biological process: proton transmembrane transport; vacuolar acidification. NCBI's taxonomy places the organism in Eukaryota, Fungi, Basidiomycota, Agaricomycetes, Polyporales, Fomitopsidaceae. The transcript is spliced from 3 exons. Gene Ontology annotation, cellular component: vacuolar proton-transporting V-type ATPase, V0 domain. Bases 1 to 216 code for a protein of 71 amino acids. The record is from RefSeq and is a predicted model, not a curated record.